Messenger RNA from Fusarium tjaetaba, 975 nucleotides. Its product is annotated as alpha beta-hydrolase. Lineage: Eukaryota; Fungi; Ascomycota; Sordariomycetes; Hypocreales; Nectriaceae. Gene Ontology annotation, molecular function: hydrolase activity. The coding region runs from base 1 to 975 and encodes 324 amino acids. The transcript has a single exon. The record is from RefSeq and is a predicted model, not a curated record.
AUGGUCUCACUCAUUGCCCGCCUCUUUCGGUUCUACUUGGUAUGGAUCCGCCGCAGUAAGACACAGUUCUUGGCCGCGCGUAACAUGCGCGAGCAUAUCAAAACCCAAUACAUCUACCCACAAAGCUUUUCACCUCCCAAAAACCUCGGUCCCAACAUCAGCAUUGAGCGCGUUGAUGUAAACGACUGGCCUCUUUAUCGCAUUUCAUCGUCGCCAUUCUCCCCAAAAGUGGGAGAUGAGGCCAACCGCCCAGCGAUGCUGUACUGCCACGGGGGCGGCUGGGUCAAUGAAAUCGUGACUCAGCAUUAUAAUCUCGUGGCGCAGAUUGCCAGGGACACCGGGCUUGACGUGCUCGUCCCAAUCUACCCUCUUAUCCCUCGACCUGCGGCCACUGCUGUGCAAGUCAUCGCGGGGCUGCACGAGAUCAUGAACCGAGUCAAACAGCCUAUUGUCAGCAUCGGUGGUGACUCGGCGGGGGGUAAUCUGGCAAUGUUACUUGCGCAGCAUCUCGUACGCGUGGAUUCGGAUCUCAGAUCACGGGUCAGAUCACUCAUUCUGAUCUCGCCUGCGCUGGAUUGCACUUUGAGCCACCCUGAGACUAAAAUAUUGGGACUCAACGACCCGUGGCUCAGCCACGAGGGUUUGCACGUAGUCGCGGAUGUGUGGGCUGGAGGUUUGGCACGUUCGGACCCCAGGGUCAGCCCGCUCUUUGGCGAUAUUGUAGACUUGCCUCCAAUCUUACUCCUCUCGGGAACGCACGACUUGCUCUGCGCAGAUGCAAGACGUCUCAGUGCUCGGUUCCGCAAUGGCGGUACUUCUAAGGAUAUGGAUACCUGGGCAGUGGGCAGUGUUGAGCUGGAGAGGUUUAAGUAUGUUGAGGUAGAGGAGAUGGUUCACGUAUGGCCACUUACGCCAUCACCUGAGGGGGCAGAGGCACGAAAGAUAAUAAUGGAAUUUAUAAGAAAGUAUCUAUAA